Messenger RNA from Euleptes europaea (tarantolino), 346 nucleotides. Its product is annotated as zinc finger protein 394-like. NCBI's taxonomy places the organism in Eukaryota, Metazoa, Chordata, Lepidosauria, Squamata, Sphaerodactylidae. The transcript is spliced from 4 exons. Gene Ontology annotation, biological process: regulation of DNA-templated transcription. The record is from RefSeq and is a predicted model, not a curated record. Bases 11 to 346 code for a protein of 111 amino acids.
CAAGAAGCAGAUGCUGGACCUGGUGAUCCUGGAGCAGUUCCUGACCAUCCUGCCCCAGGGAAUGCAGUGCUGGGUCAGAGAAUGUGGGCCAGAGACCAGUUCCCAGGCGGUGGCCCUGGCUGAAGGUUUCCUCCUGAGUCAGGCAGAGGAGAAGAGGCAGGCAGAGCAGUCUCCGGUUUCCUUUGAGGAGGUGGCCGUGCAUUUCACAGAGGCAGAGUGGGCCCUGCUGGAUCCAGGCCAAAGAGCUCUUUACCAGGAAGUCAUGCAGGAGAACUAUGGGAGCGUGGCCUCUCUGGCAGGGGAUGAUCAGUGGAAUGGGGGCCAUGAGAAACCGCAUCAGCCGUAA